Benincasa hispida (wax gourd) is the source of this 948-nucleotide messenger RNA. The record is from RefSeq and is a predicted model, not a curated record. NCBI's taxonomy places the organism in Eukaryota, Viridiplantae, Streptophyta, Magnoliopsida, Cucurbitales, Cucurbitaceae.
AUGACAAGUGACAAAGAGUUGUUUAAGGACCUUGACAAGUCAUUCAAGUCAAGGAUGAAGAUAGGAAACUGUGAGUAUCUAGAAGUAAAGGGGAAGGGCAUAGUGUCAAUAGAGAGCUGUGCUGGAACCAAGUUGAUUACUAAAGUGUUGUUUGUCCCUGAAAUUGAUCAAAACUUAUUAAGCGUUGGUCAAUUAGUAGAGAAGGGAUUCAAAGUGUUGUUUGAAGAAGGAAAGUGCCUCAUUUUUUAUUCCAAUGGGAAUGAGUUGUUAAAAAUAAAGAUGCAACACAAGAGCUUCUCGUUGGAUCCACUCGAGAAGAAGCAGAUAACUUUCAAGUGUCAAGUGAAGAGAGAUAAGUUGAGUGAGAAAUUCGAACCAGGAAUCUUUGUAGGCGAUAGCAUGGUGUCCAAAGCCUACAAGAUCUAUCAACCUCACACAACGAAGAUAGUGAUUAGCAGAGAUGUUCAAUUUUUGGAGGAUAAGGAAGGGACUAGACUAUUGAGGGAGGUGUAUGAAAGAAUUAGUGUAGCUGCAUUAGAGCCUGUAGGAUAUGAAGAAGCUAAAAGAGAUACAAAGUGGAUGGAGGCAAUGAAGGAAGAGUUAAGUAUGAUAGAGAAAAACAAUACAUGGGAGCUGGUGGAGAAGCCUGCAUACAGGAAAGUGAUUGGAGUCAAAUGGGUUUUCAAAACCAAAUUGAACCCAGAUGGCUCUGUGAACAAGCUCAAGGCUAGGUUAGUGGUAAAAGGGUAUGCACAAGUUUGGGGAAUUUAUUUUUCUGAGACUUUUACACUAGUUGCAAGAAUGGACACAAUUAGGUUGCUACUGGUUGUGUCAACUCAGUAUAGAUGGAAAGUGUAUCAACUAGAUGUGAAGUCAACAUUCCUAAAUGGAGUGUUAGAAAAAGAGAUCUAUGUUAAGCAACCAGAUGAAUUCAUCAUACCAGGAUAA